Messenger RNA from Orussus abietinus, 3748 nucleotides. RefSeq names its product DNA-directed RNA polymerase II subunit RPB2 (gene RpII140). Gene Ontology annotation, molecular function: DNA binding; DNA-directed RNA polymerase activity; ribonucleoside binding. Bases 1 to 3528 code for a protein of 1175 amino acids. Gene Ontology annotation, biological process: DNA-templated transcription. Gene Ontology annotation, cellular component: RNA polymerase II, core complex. The record is from RefSeq and is a predicted model, not a curated record. The transcript is spliced from 10 exons. Lineage: Eukaryota; Metazoa; Arthropoda; Insecta; Hymenoptera; Orussidae.
AUGUAUGCCAUCGAAGAUGAUCAAUAUGAUGACGAGGAUGUGGAAGAAAUCUCAUCGAAGCUAUGGCAGGAAGCAUGUUGGAUCGUUAUUAAUGCUUAUUUCGAUGAGAAAGGUCUUGUACGACAACAGCUUGACAGCUUUGAUGAAUUUAUUGAGAUGUCGGUACAACGAAUUGUGGAGGAUUCUCCGCAAAUUGACUUACAGGCUGAAGCACAGCAUACAUCUGGGGAAAUCGAAAAUCCUGUUCGUCACUUAUUAAAGUUUGAACAAAUAUAUUUAUCUAAACCCACACAUUGGGAAAAGGAUGGAGCUCCAUCCCCAAUGAUGCCAAAUGAAGCGAGACUCAGAAACUUAACUUAUUCUGCACCAUUGUAUGUUGAUAUUACCAAGACUAUUGUUAAAGAACCAGAUGACCCAAUUGAGACUCAACAUCAAAAAACAUUUAUUGGAAAAAUUCCAAUUAUGUUGCGCUCAAAAUACUGCCUGCUAGCUGGUUUAUCAGAUCGUGAUCUCACUGAAUUAAAUGAAUGUCCUUUAGAUCCUGGUGGAUAUUUCAUUAUAAAUGGCUCUGAGAAGGUCCUUAUUGCUCAAGAGAAAAUGGCUACUAAUACAGUCUAUGUCUUCAGUAUGAAAGAUGGAAAGUACGCUUAUAAAGCAGAAAUACGUUCUUGCCUAGAACACAGUUCUCGUCCAACUUCUACUUUAUGGAUCAAUAUGAUGGCAAAAAGUGGUGCCAGUAUUAAAAAGUCAGCUAUUGGGCAACGGAUUAUAGCGAUUGUACCUUACAUCAAACAAGAAAUUCCUAUAAUGAUCGUUUUUCGAGCUUUGGGAUUCGUAGCUGACCGAGACAUCUUAGAACAUAUCAUAUAUGAUUUUGAUGAUCCCGAAAUGAUGGAAAUGGUGAAACCCUCUUUAGAUGAAGCCUUUGUCAUUCAAGAGCAGUCUGUAGCUUUAGCUUUUAUUGGUGCUCGUGGUGCCAGGCCUGGAGUUACGAAAGAAAAACGCGUAAAAUAUGCAAGAGAAAUUUUACAAAAAGAAAUGUUGCCACAUGUUGGCAUUAGUGACUUUUGUGAAACUAAGAAGGCAUACUUCCUUGGUUAUAUGGUACACAGAUUACUGUCAGCAUCUCUUGGUCGCAGAGAACUCGAUGAUCGCGAUCACUACGGAAACAAACGACUAGAUUUAGCUGGUCCUUUGUUAGCCUUUCUAUUUCGCGGAUUAUUUAAAAAUCUCAUGAAAGAAGUAAGAUUGUACGCUCAGAAAUUUAUUGACCGUGGGAAAGAUUUUAACCUAGAACUUGCCAUUAAAACGAAAAUUAUUACCGAUGGACUACGAUAUUCUUUGGCUACUGGUAAUUGGGGCGAUCAAAAGAAAGCCCACCAGGCGAGAGCGGGAGUGUCCCAAGUGUUAAAUAGAUUAACAUUUGCAUCAACUUUGUCUCAUUUAAGGCGUGUCAAUUCUCCCAUUGGUCGUGACGGUAAAUUGGCAAAACCUCGUCAGUUACAUAACACGUUGUGGGGAAUGUUAUGCCCCGCAGAGACUCCGGAAGGAGCUGCUGUCGGUCUUGUCAAAAAUCUGGCACUCAUGGCAUAUAUCAGCGUAGGCUCUCAGCCAUCUCCGAUUCUAGAGUUUUUAGAAGAGUGGUCGAUGGAAAAUUUGGAGGAAAUCGCUCCAAGUGCCAUAGCCGAUGCCACCAAAAUAUUUGUGAAUGGCUGUUGGGUAGGAAUCCACAGAGAUCCGGAUCAGCUGAUGGCUACUCUCCGAAAAUUGAGACGUCAAAUGGAUAUUAUAGUUUCGGAAGUCUCUAUGAUCAGAGAUAUUAGAGAUCGAGAGAUUAGAAUAUACACCGAUGCAGGCAGAAUUAGUCGACCGUUAUUAAUCGUUGAAGGACAAAACUUGCUAUUAAAGAAAAGCGACAUUACGAUGUUGAAGAAAAAAGAUUUCAACAAUGAUGGAUGGCAAGAAUUAGUAGGCAGAGGUGUAGUUGAAUAUAUCGAUACCCUAGAAGAAGAGACAGUGAUGAUUGCUAUGUCUCCGGAUGACUUAAGACAAGAAAAGGAAUAUGCAUAUUGUACAACUUACACGCAUUGCGAAAUUCAUCCAGCUAUGAUUCUGGGGGUUUGCGCUUCCAUCAUUCCAUUCCCAGAUCACAACCAAAGUCCUAGAAAUACCUAUCAAAGUGCUAUGGGUAAACAGGCCAUGGGAGUGUACAUUACCAACUUCCACGUACGAAUGGACACAUUGGCACACGUUUUGUACUACCCUCACAAGCCUUUGGUUACGACGAGGUCAAUGGAGUAUUUAAGAUUUCGAGAACUUCCAGCUGGUAUCAACAGUAUUGUCGCCAUUUUAUGUUAUACUGGAUACAAUCAGGAAGACAGUGUCAUCUUAAAUGCGAGUGCUGUCGAAAGAGGUUUCUUUAGAUCCGUGUUCUACCGAUCGUAUAAAGACUCCGAAUCAAAAAAGCUUGGUGACCAGGAGGAACAAUUUGAAAAACCUACUAGGCAGACCUGUCAAGGAAUGCGUAAUGCUAUCUAUGAUAAAUUAGACGACGAUGGUAUUAUAGCACCUGGGAUUCGAGUUUCCGGCGAUGAUGUAGUUAUCGGAAAGACCAUUACUUUACCGGAAACUGAUGAUGAGUUGGACAGUACUACAAAGAGGUUUACGAAGCGGGAUGCCUCUACAUUUCUACGUAACAGUGAAACUGGAAUUGUUGAUCAAGUAAUGUUAACAUUGAACAGUGACGGAUACAAAUUUUGUAAAAUCCGAGUGCGGAGUGUUCGCAUUCCACAAAUUGGAGAUAAAUUUGCUUCUCGACAUGGACAAAAGGGAACAUGUGGUAUUCAGUAUAGACAAGAGGACAUGCCAUUCUCGUGCGAGGGUCUUACUCCUGACAUAAUUAUCAAUCCACAUGCUAUUCCAUCUCGAAUGACAAUUGGCCAUUUAAUCGAAUGUAUUCAGGGGAAGGUUUCCGCCAAUAAAGGUGAAAUUGGUGAUGCUACCCCAUUUAACGAUGCAGUAAAUGUGCAAAAGAUCUCGACACUUUUACAGGAGUAUGGAUAUCAAUUAAGAGGUAACGAAGUCAUGUAUAAUGGUCACACUGGUCGAAAAAUCAAUGCUCAAGUAUUUUUGGGACCAACAUAUUAUCAACGCCUUAAGCACAUGGUCGACGACAAAAUUCACAGCAGGGCACGAGGCCCUGUUCAGAUUUUAGUAAGACAACCAAUGGAAGGCAGAGCUAGGGACGGUGGUUUGCGUUUCGGAGAAAUGGAACGUGACUGUCAAAUCUCUCAUGGAGCGGCCCAAUUUUUGCGAGAAAGGUUAUUCGAAGUUUCGGAUCCAUAUCGAAUUCAUAUUUGUAAUUUUUGCGGUUUAAUAGCUAUCGCUAAUUUACGUAAUAAUACUUUUGAAUGCAAAGGAUGUAAGAAUAAGACUCAAAUAUCUCAAAUCAAAUUACCAUAUGCUGCAAAACUGUUAUUCCAAGAAUUAAUGGCUAUGAAUAUCGCCCCACGCCUUAUGGUAUCUUAAGCUAAUAUUUCGGAUUAUUUAUAUUAUGUAAGCGGUAUAAUUGAGUAUAUAUAUGUUCAUUUAUAAUUUCGUACAAUAAUAAGAUAGAAUUGACUUUUGUGAUUUUUGACAUAAUGUUCUGUUGCAAAAAUCCAAAUAUUUAAUUGUUGUAAGUAUAGUCGUUUCUAAUGGAAAACCUGCAGCAUAAGUAUGCAUCUGUAAUAAAACGCAAGAGAUUUUU